AUGAGUCCUACUCUUUCUCAGCCUCAUUAUGAAGAUCUUCCUCUUCCAGCACCAGAUCCUCUUGCAAUCCAAUCCUCUAUUCCGCCUACUGCACCGCCUUCACCAGCACCACCCGUUCAACCCACUCGCCGGUCUGAACGUCACAAGGUUCCGAAUGUGCGCCUCCAAGACUAUGUUUGCUCUCAGGUCACGCUACCCAAAGAUGCCCAAUCGGAGUCUUCGUCUUCACAUCGCACCUCAGGUACUCGUUAUCCCUUGAGCAACUUUAUUUCUUAUCACCGAUAUACACCAGCAAAUCUUGCUUUCAUUACUCACCUCAGUCACAGUGUGGAGCCACGUUCCUUCUCUGAGGCCAAUUCUGAUCCUAACUGGCAACAAGCCAUGAGCUCUGAACUUCAAGCUUUAGAGUCCAAUCAUACAUGGACUCUUACUCCUCUUCCUCCUGGUAAGCACCCUAUUGGUUGUCGGUGGGUCUACAAGAUCAAACAUAACUCUGAUGGCUCUAUUGAACAGUACAAAGCUCAGUUAGUCGCCAAGGGUUAUACACAGACAAAAGGUGUUGAUUUUCAUGAUACUUUUUCUCCUAUAGCCAAGUUGGUUACUAUUCGCAACCUUCUUGCACUUGUCGCUGCUUCCUCUUGGCCCCUUCAUCAACUCGAUGUCCAUAAUGUCUUCCUUCAUGGGAAUAUCCAUGAAGAAAUUUAUAUGACACCACCGCCUGGUCUUCAGCGACAGGGGGAGAAUUUGGUAUGUCGCCUCCACAAGUCUUUAUAUGGCCUAAAGCAAGCUUCUCGUUUGUGGUUUGCAAAAUUUUCUGAAGCUAUUCAAGCUGCUGGUUUUACUCAGUCCAAAGCAGACUAUUCCUUAUUCACGUGCAAAGAGGAAAGAAAUAACUUGGGUGCCAUUAAUUCUCUUAAACGUUUUCUUCAUACCCGCUUCCGCAUUAAGGAUCUCGGUGACCUUAAAUUCUUUUUGGGUAUUGAAGUUUCACGUUCAAAGAAAGGCAUUAGCAUCUCUCAGAGGAAAUACACUAUUGACAUCCCUAAAGAUAGUGGUUUUCUUGGGGUACGACCUGUCUUAUUUCCCAGGGAACAAAAUUUGAAAUUAUCUAACACAUGUGAAUUGCUUAAAGAUCCAGCCAAGUACAGAAGAUUUAUGCAUGAGCCACGUAAACCUCAUAUGGAGGUGGCGUUGCGCAUUUUGAAGUACCUCAAAAACACUCCAGGACAAGGUUUAUUUUUUCCAGCUCAAAAUGACUUGAGAUUGCGAGCUUAUUGUGAUUCUAACUGGGGAGGUUGUCCAACCACCAGAAGAUCUACCACUGGAUAUUGUGUUUUUCUUGGAAACUCCUUGAUUUCUUGGAGAUCAAAGAGACAAAAAACUGUUUCACUUUCUUCAGCAGAAGCAGAAUACAGAGUUAUGACUGGUACUUGUUGUGAACUGACCUGGUUGCGUAGUUUGUUACGAGAUCUUCAGUUGCCACAUCGGAAGGCAACGAUACUUCAUUGCGACAACCAAGCUGCGUUACAUAUAGCAACAAAUCAUGUUUUCCAUGAGCGAACACGACACAUUGAAAUGGAUUGUCAUUUUAUCAGAGAUAAAAUCCAACAUGGUUCUGUAACUACAAAGCAUGUUUCUUCUUCCCAACAAGUAGCAGACAUCUUCACCAAAGCAUUGGGCAAAGAUGAUUUCGCUCGUAUGUCACGCAAGUUGGGAGUUCUUGACAUCCACUCUCCAACUUGA
Molecule: messenger RNA, 1743 nt
Organism: Prunus armeniaca (apricot)
Lineage: Eukaryota; Viridiplantae; Streptophyta; Magnoliopsida; Rosales; Rosaceae
Source: the annotation of a GenBank genome assembly